This is a messenger RNA of Rhinocladiella mackenziei CBS 650.93, 1701 nucleotides long. RefSeq lists its product as uncharacterized. The transcript has 4 exons. The coding region runs from base 1 to 1701 and encodes 566 amino acids. The record is from RefSeq and is a predicted model, not a curated record. NCBI's taxonomy places the organism in Eukaryota, Fungi, Ascomycota, Eurotiomycetes, Chaetothyriales, Herpotrichiellaceae. Gene Ontology annotation, cellular component: commitment complex; U2-type prespliceosome; U1 snRNP. Gene Ontology annotation, molecular function: protein binding. Gene Ontology annotation, biological process: mRNA 5'-splice site recognition; RNA processing.
AUGGACGCCUAUGGUGGUAACGAUGAGGAGAACUCAGAGCUACGGAAGCUCCUGGCAGAGGUGAACGAGGAUUCCGACAAUUUUGAAAUCUGGGAAAAGCUCGUGCGCGCCGGCGAAGCGUUAGAGGGUGGAAUCAACAGGAACUCGAGUUCACAAGCGAUCACGGCCAUAAGAGGCAUCUACGACCGUUUCCUUGGAAAAUUUCCUCUCUUUUUCGGAUACUGGAAGAAAUAUGCGGACCUCGAAUUCUCCAUAGCUGGCACCGAAGCAGCCGAAAUGGUUUAUGAACGAGGAGUCGCAAGCAUUACCAACUCGGUUGAUUUAUGGACGAACUAUUGUUCAUUCAAGACCGAGACGAGUCACGACGCCGAGAUCAUUCGAGAGCUCUUUGAGAGAGGAGCUGCUUGUGUGGGGCUGGAUUUCCUCGCCCAUCCCUUCUGGGAUAAGUACAUCGAAUUUGAAGAACGGCUGGAAUCAUACGAUCGGAUCUUCGCCAUCUUGAACAGAAUCAUCCACAUUCCCAUGCACCAAUAUGCCCGAUAUUUCGAAAAAUAUCGGCAAAUGGCCCAAUCGAGACCGCUCACUGCCAUUGCACCUCCGGGAACACUAACCCAGCUUCAGAUGGACCUUGAGAAUGAGGGUGCUGGAUACAAAGCUGGUCGGAGUCAAGCAGAAGUGGAACGAGAACUCCGUACGCGGAUCGAUAAUUAUCACCUCGAAAUUUUCAGACGGACGCAAGCCGAGACCACGAAAAGAUGGACGUACGAAUCCGAGAUCAAGCGCCCUUAUUUUCAUGUCACGGAGCUGGAUGAAUCCCAACUUACGAAUUGGCGCAAAUAUCUUGACUUUGAAGAAGCCGAAGGCGACUAUACACGCAUUCAGUUCUUGUAUGAACGGUGCUUGGUCACUUGCGCUCACCACGAUGAGUUUUGGUUGAGAUAUACCCGGUGGAUGUUGGCUCAGCCAGGGAAAGAGGAAGAAGUCCGAAAUAUCUAUCAAAGGGCAUCUUGUCUAUUUGUGCCGAUCGCUCUUCCUGCGACCAGACUGCAAUAUGCUUAUUUCGAAGAGAUGACUGGACGAGUUGAUGUGGCAAAAGAUAUUCACGAAGCUAUUCUGGUCCAAUUGCCCGGCCAUAUCGAGACUAUUGUUUCAUUGGCCAAUGUUACUCGCCGCCACUCGGGCCUCGAAGCUGCGAUCUCCGUAUACCAAGCCCAGAUUGAUUCUCCAACAAUUGACAUCUCUGCCAAGGCCGCUCUCGUUGCCGAAUGGGCGAGAUUGUUGUGGAAGAUCAAAGGAUCAUCUGAAGAAGCGCGCCAAGUGUUCCAAAAGAAUCAGCAUUGGUAUCUUGAAAGUCCAGCCUUCUGGACUAGCUACUUACGAUUUGAGAUCGACCAGCCUACCAGCAGCGACACCGAACAGACACACUAUGAUCAAAUACGACGCAUUGUCGACGAAAUACUCUCGAAGAGCGCCUUGCCCGAGACAACGGUCCAAGAAUUGGUUACGAUGUACAUGAAGUACCUGCUUGAGAGGGGUAGCAAAGAUGCAGCGAAGGAGUACAUGAACCUCGAUCGUGAAAUAAACGGUCCCACCUCCGUUCAGAAAUUGCCAAAGACGAGUCAAGAUCCAAGCAAAAUCCUCGGACUUGUUAACGGGCAAGUAUGUCAUCACCCGGUCGAAUCUUGUGCCGUGACCGACUAA